CCUCGCCCAUCUUUCCCCAUUCUUCAUCUCCCACCCACCAUGAUCCUCCCCCGCGAAUUGGGGAUUGUUGCGGCGCUUGGCCUGCUGGCCCAGGCUGCGCCUGCGCCGGUCCACCGUCGAUCUGUCUCCACCACCCUGCUGGACAAGAUGGACCUCUUUGCCCAGUACAGCGCGGCCGCGUACUGUUCCUCCAACAUCAACUCGGUCAGCACCACGCUGACCUGCGAGGCCGACAACUGCCCCGAGGUGGUAUUGGCCGCUCCGACGGUCUUGGAGGAGUUCAACGAGACCGCCGAGUUCGGCGACACGGCGGGCUUUGUCGCCGUCGACUCAACCAACAAGGCCAUUGUGGUAUCCUUCCGCGGCAGCUCCGAUCUGUCCAACUGGAUCGCCAACAUCGAUUUCGACCUCGUCGACGCCAGCAGUAUCUGCACGGGCUGCGAGAUCCACAGUGGCUGGUGGAAAGCCUGGGAGACCGUGGCCAGCGCCAUCACCUCCAAGGUCGAGGCCGCCGUCACCACCUACUCGGACUACGAUCUUGUCUUCACCGGCCACAGUCUCGGCGCUGCCCUGGCCGCCAUCGGAGCCACCAUCCUCCGCAACGACGGCUACACCGUUGACCUGUACAACUUCGGCCAACCCCGCAUCGGCAACCUCGCGCUGGCCGACUACAUCACCGCCCAGGACAAGGGCGACAACUACCGCGUCACCCACACCGACGACGUCGUCCCCAAGCUCCCCCCGAAGCUGCUGGGCUACCACCACUUCAGCCCGGAGUACUGGAUCACUAGCGACUCCGGGGUGACGGUCACUACUACGGACAUCACCGAGGUGACGGGCGUGGACUCGACCUCCGGCAACGACGGUACCCUUCUGGAUAGUGUCUCUGCGCACAAGUUCUACUUUGAGUACAUUAGUGCGUGUGAUUAG
This is a messenger RNA of Aspergillus saccharolyticus JOP 1030-1, 930 nucleotides long. Its product is annotated as lipase family protein. Lineage: Eukaryota; Fungi; Ascomycota; Eurotiomycetes; Eurotiales; Aspergillaceae. The record is from RefSeq and is a predicted model, not a curated record. The transcript has 4 exons. The coding region runs from base 40 to 930 and encodes 296 amino acids. Gene Ontology annotation, biological process: lipid catabolic process.